ACUCGUCAUAACCAAACACCUCUCACAGAACCACCAUUUUCUCAUCACAAUGGCUACUGCCACUUUUCGAAAGCUCUCCACCCAAAUUCACCGCAUCCCAUCGCUCUCCCUCCACUCCAAAUGCCUGCUUUCCCGCUCCUCCGCCACCUCCGCCAAAGUCUCCGACAGAAUCGUCAAGCUCUUCGCCAUCGACGUCGACGGCCAGAAACGCGAGAUCAUCGGGCUCUCCGGCCACACUCUCCUCAAAUCCCUAAUCAAUCACGGCCUCAUCGACCCCGCCUCCCACCGCCUCGAAGAGAUCGACGCCUGCUCCGCCGAGUGCGAGGUCAACAUUGCUCAGGAAUGGUUCGAUAGGCUUCCCCCUAGGUCCUACGACGAAGAGUACGUGCUCAAGCGGAACUCUAGGGCCCGAGUUUUGAACAAGCACUCGAGGCUUGGCUGUCAGGUUGUGCUCAAUAAGGAUCUUGAAGGUAUGGUCGUGGCCGUCCCCGAGCCCAAACCCUGGGACAUCCCUUGAUUUUAGGCAAAACUCUGCCAUUUUGAGUUUUGGGGAAAUUUAAUAAUCUUCAAAGAUUUAAACUUUUGGUUGUUGGAUACUGCUUCAUCUCUGCCUUUAUGUUUUAUGUGGCUUUCAAUUAUAUGAAUUUGGAGUUUUUGGAAGUUUAAUUAUGUUAUCUUUAAUUAGGGGCAUUGAAUUUGUGAAAUGUUGAAUAAUUACCUUCAAACUAAGCAUGAUGGGGAUGAAUUAUUAGACAAUUUCAAGUUUAUUUAGUUCUUGGUUCA
Pistacia vera is the source of this 783-nucleotide messenger RNA. Its product is annotated as rhodocoxin-like. Lineage: Eukaryota; Viridiplantae; Streptophyta; Magnoliopsida; Sapindales; Anacardiaceae. Gene Ontology annotation, cellular component: mitochondrion. Gene Ontology annotation, molecular function: 2 iron, 2 sulfur cluster binding. The transcript has a single exon. The record is from RefSeq and is a predicted model, not a curated record. Gene Ontology annotation, biological process: P450-containing electron transport chain. The coding region runs from base 50 to 517 and encodes 155 amino acids.